AUGAAACAACCAGAUUUCGUAUUGAAGCAAAAUCGAUCUUAUAACAUAUGCGAUCUACCAGAUGAUAUACUACUACAAAUAUUUGAACAACUAAGUCCCCUGGAGACGAAUCAUAUUAUCGGUCUACUAGAUAAGAUAUUGAGAGCAAGCUUGGGAAGGAGUCAGAUAAGGAAGCAAAUUGAGUUAUUAAUUACUUUUGCUUACAGGAGACUAUACAAAGGUAACUCGUUGAUAGUUUCUGAAUUUUCAACAAGUGAGUUUCUCGACAAGUAUGAUACUGUAUUCAGUUUCGAAUCCUUCCACGACAGAUUUACAAAUAGCUUUUCAAAAGAUGAUAUAAUUCUAGAGAUUGAAAGGAAAGUGUUCAUGGAAACCCGGCCACAGAGUCUAGAUUUCAAACUCACUCGAAGUUCAAAUGAUUAUACUAAAUUCAUUGGAGAUUUAAAGAUUCUCAAUCAAAUUUUAGAACAGUUGAGUGGGAAUAAUGAAAUAACCAGAUACUUCCAAUACAUUUUUCAAAUAGGGUUUUAUUUGGAUGCCAACACUUUAAGUGUUGAGUCUCCUACGUCUGUAUUAACUGCCGUUUUGAAGACUCUUAUAAAUCUAGUAAAUAACAAGACCUUAAUGAAAGACCCAUUAAGUAAUAGAUUUCAAAAAGUGACCAUCAAGUCCACCGAUAUUGGGAAUUAUUAUGUUGAUGAAAAUGGUUGGGGUCAACUUUUGGAAAGAUUUGGUAAUGCCACAGUAUUAAAUCUUGAAGAUAAUGUAAUUGGACUGGAUUCAAAUCCUAGGACUACAACAUUACAAAGGGUUCAUUAUGAUUUACUAGGAAACUGUUUCAACUGGCCUCCUCAGUUAAAGCAUCUUUCUUUAAACCAUAAUUUGAUAACCUAUGUCCUGACAAGAUUUUUCAAUAAUUUGCCAAAAUCUAUUGAGUCACUACUGCUUGAAAAUAAUAAGUUAUGCUCAUUAGGUUGCAAUGAUAACGAAUCUUUUAAUUUAGUCAAGACCUUGCCCAACUUGCAAGAUUUGAAUUUGAAAAACAACCACCUGUUAAUAUUUGUUAACAUAGAAUCAUUCAAAAACGUUAAAGUUUCAAAACAUAAAUUCAAAUCCUUGGUUAUACGUGGGUGCAAUAUCGAAGAUGUUAACUUACGCCAAUUGAAAAUCACCGCAAACGAGGAAAAAUUCACUUUAGUUAUCUAG
Molecule: messenger RNA, 1206 nt
Organism: Hyphopichia burtonii NRRL Y-1933
Lineage: Eukaryota; Fungi; Ascomycota; Pichiomycetes; Serinales; Debaryomycetaceae
Exons: 1
Coding region: 1-1206 (401 amino acids)
Source: RefSeq, a predicted model, not a curated record